AUGUCGAAGCUUGGCUCGUCGUCGCUGCUUCAGCUGCUGCUGCUGCUCACCACCUUCCUCCUCGCCGUCGAGCAGGCUGCGGCCAAAACAGUCACCUACGACUUCAAUGUGACUUGGGUCACCGCCAACCCUGAUGGGAUGACGGAGAGAAAGAUCAUUGGUGUCAACGGUCAAUGGCCUCUGCCCGUCAUCGAGGUCGACAAGGGCGACCGCCUCAUCGUCAACAUGUACAAUGGCCUGGGGGACAAGAAUGCCACCAUCCAUUUCCACGGCAUGUUCCAGAACACCACCAGCAACAUGGACGGCCCCUCGAUGGUCACCCAAUGUCCCAUUCCUCCCGGCCAAAACUUCACCUACGACUUCACCGUCAAUCAGAACGGGACCUAUUGGUACCACUGUCACACCGACUUCUGCUACCCCGAUGGCUACCGUCAGGCCUUGAUUGUCCACGACAAGGACGCCUAUUUCAACGACGAGUACGAGGAGGAGUUCACCGUGACUCUGAGCGACUGGUACCACGAGUUCGUCGAGGACAUCCAGUUCCUGUCGUUGUACAAUCCCACCGGUGCCGAACCUAUCCCCGACUCCUUCCUCUUCAACGACACACAACGUUCGAGCCUCCCCGUCAAGCCGAACACCACCUAUCUGAUCCGACUGAUCAACAUUGGCGCGUUCGUGGCGCAGUACUUCUACAUCGAGGACCACACCUUCAGGAUCGUCGAGAUAGACGGCGUCUAUGUCGAUGCUGCCGAAGCCGACACGUUGUACAUUGCCGUCGCGCAACGAUACUCGAUCUUGGUCACAACGAAGAACAGCACCGACAAGAACUACCCUAUCGUGACCGUGGCCGACUCGGACCUGCUCGAUGUCAUCCCAACCCAUCUUCAGCUGAACAACACGAACUGGCUGGAGUACAAUGCCGACCGUCCUCAUCCGGACGCCGUCAUGCACGUUGACCUCUCCGACGAGCUUGUGCCGUUCGACGACAUUACCCUCGUUCCCCACGACCGCAUGGAACUCCUGCCUGAGCCGGACUUCGAGAUCAACGUCACCGUGUCAAUGAACAAUCUGGACAACGGAUUUGGCUAUGCAUUCCUCAACGACAUCUCCUACACCGCGCCUAAAGUGCCGACCAUUUACACUGUCAUGUCCGCCGGUGAGCUGGCCACCAACUCCGAGAUCUAUGGCGAGUUCACGCACCCGAUGGUGCUGGAACACAACGAUGUCGUGCAGCUGGUUCUCAACAACGGUGACUCAGGAUCCCAUCCCUUCCAUCUGCACGGCCACAACUUCCAAGUCAUUGACCGAGCCCCGCCCUUUGGACCACACUUCAACGAUUACCUCAGUGGCGACCCAGUUCCUUUCAACCCUUCAAACCACAGCGCCUUCCCGGCCUUCCCCGCGCGAAGAGACGUCUUCGUCCUCCCACCCCAGGGGUACUUUGUCAUUCGCUUCGUUGCCGACAACCCGGGCGUGUGGUUAUUCCACUGCCAUAUUGACUGGCAUCUGUCUCAGGGCCUGGCAAUGGUGCUGAUUGAGGCCCCGUUGAAGAUUCAAGAAACCACUCACAUCCCACAACAACAUUACGAUGUCUGCCAGGCCGGUGGCAUCGCGUACAAGGGUAACGCCGCUGCCGACACCCAAGACUUCACGGAUCUGGAUGGGCAGAACAAGCAGGUUAAAUCCCUCCCUUCGGGCUUCACGGCGCGUGGCAUCGUGGCCUUGGUUUUCUCCUGCAUCAGUGCGUUCCUUGGAAUGGGAUUUAUCGUCGUCUAUGGCCUCUCGACCCCGUUGGUCCCGCCGGAAAAGCAGGAAAUCGACACGAGUGACGUCGCCUCCAUCCACGACGGUCCUGUCCCGGUUACCGUUGGAGUGCAACACACUGUAGAACCUGCCUCGCCGUAUCGGGAUUGA
This is a messenger RNA of Capronia coronata CBS 617.96, 1914 nucleotides long. RefSeq lists its product as uncharacterized. Gene Ontology annotation, cellular component: high-affinity iron permease complex. Gene Ontology annotation, molecular function: copper ion binding; ferroxidase activity. The record is from RefSeq and is a predicted model, not a curated record. The coding region runs from base 1 to 1914 and encodes 637 amino acids. The transcript has a single exon. Gene Ontology annotation, biological process: cellular response to iron ion starvation; reductive iron assimilation. NCBI's taxonomy places the organism in Eukaryota, Fungi, Ascomycota, Eurotiomycetes, Chaetothyriales, Herpotrichiellaceae.